GCACUCCCGACUGGACUGGAAUUCCUCUCAGGAUUAAGACAUUCCAAGAAACAUAUGUUCCUUGUUCGAAAUAUAGAAGAAAAUCAGAAAUAAAAUAAAUAAUGGUGCCAGAAGUGGAAAAAUUGGAAGAAAGUGCAAUAGUGGAGAACGGAAGUGACAGCAUAGUAGAACCAAUGGAGCAUAUUGAAGAGAAUAAACCCAAGCGUAUAUACAAAAUCCGCUUAGAAGUAGCUGCCCUUUUGGUUUCUUUUGCAAUUAACUUAUCUAGUGCCGUUUUCCAAAAUCAAGUAUUGUAUCAGUCGUGUAUAGUCGUUUUCAAAUAUAAUGACACAGUUUGUAAUGAUAUCGGCACAGGCAAAGUGAACAGUGAUCCUCAGUUGAAAGCUAUCGAAAACAUCGUACAACCAUUUUCAUCGAAAAUAUUUAUGGCCGAAUCUCUAGUCCAAGCAAUCAUUCCAGCAUUUAUAGUCCUUUUCAUUGGUGCUUGGUCUGACAAAUUUGGAAGGAAGCCUGCUCUACUGGGCACAAGUUCAGGAUACGUUUGUUUCUUCGUUAUAAAAAUGAUCAUUGCUGCAGUUUCACUCAAACAAAAUGUUAAUCCGUGGAUUUACAUUGUAGCAUCGAUUCCUGUGUCUUUAUCUGGAGGACUCUGUGCCAUAUUAAGUGCUAUCUAUUGUUAUGUUGCCGAUGUAACAACGUAUUAUGAACGGCCUUACAAAAUGUGCUUGAUGAGCGGUGUUAUAGCUUUGGGGGAACUUCUAGGACAAUUGCUAAGCAGUUACGUGUAUAACGCUUCUAAUGCAUGCGUAGUCUUUGCCGUUUCAGCAGCAGCCCAGAUUUUGGCGAUUAUAUACAUCGUGUUUGUUAUAAAUGAAAGCGUCCCGAAAGAGCAGUUAUCGUCAGGAUCGAAAUUACGGGGUUUCUUUGACUGGGGACUUUUGGUUGAAAUGUUCAAGACAACUUUGAAAAAGAGACCACAUUUCGAAAGAGCCACUAUUUGGUGCAUUCUUUUACCAGUUACUGCGAUAACCUUUGAUUCAGCUGGCACCGGCAACGUCUUCCUCCUGUUUGUACGUGGCAAAUUCGGUUGGACAGUCCAAACCUUCACGACUUUCAAUGCAAUUCACAUUGUUAUUGAUUUCGUUGGAGCUGUCGCAGGAAUUUUUAUUCUUCAAAAGUUUUUAGGUGCAACACAAACCACUAUGACACUUUUGGCCUUCGGAUGCUACGUUGUCCAGUCGGCAUUUUAUGCAGGAGCUGCCGCUCCUUGGUGCUUGUAUGUGGGAAUGGGCGUAUCCUUUCUUCUUGGAAUUGCUACACCUAUGGGACAAUCAAUGCUUUCAAACACGGUACCACCUUGUGAUAUAGGAAAAGUGUUUGCAUUGAUGACAGGUUUAGGAGCUAUUGCGCCCCUGAUAGCUUCUCCUCUCUACACCUUGGUAUACAACUCAACAUUGGCAACAUAUCCUGGAGCGUACAAUCUAAUCAGUUUGGGCCUUUAUACGCUUUGCUUCUUAUCUAUUGGAUUUGUGCAUAUCGCUGAACUCUACUAUCCAAAUCGCAAUUGCUAUUAUAAUAGUCACACAUAUGAUAGUGAAAGCAUGGACUCGAAUAUGGGAAACUCAGAAGUUGAUCAGGGAACUGAAGGAGGUCCUGAUACUUCAAAAACUUCCAGAUUUCACAGUACAUAUAAAAUACGUUUAGAGUUGGCUGCAUUGCUGAUUAAUUUUGCAAUUAAUUUAUCCGGUACUGUUUUUCAGAAUCAAGUGCUUUUCCAAACGUGUACGGUGGUGUAUAAUUUUAAUUCUACAAUUUGCAGAGAUAUCGGGACAAGCAAAACCAACACAGAUCCUCAGCUAAAGGCGGUGGAGAAUACUGUGCAGUCAUUUGCAUCGAAAAUUUUCAUGGCUGAAUCCCUAGUUCAGGCGAUCAUUCCAGCAUUCUUGGCUCUAUUCAUAGGUUCUUGGUCAGAUAAAUUUGGAAGAAAACCUGUUAUGUUAGUGACAGGCUUUGGCUACAUUUGCUUCUUCGUUGUGCAAAUGAUUAUUGCAGGCAUUUCACUGGAACAGGAUGUGAAUCCUUGGCUCUAUAUCAUAGCCUCGAUUCCCAUUUCUCUGAGUGGAGGAUUUUGCUCCUUGUCAAGCGCAAUUUAUUGCUACGUUGCCGACUUAACCACAUUCAAUGAAAGGCCCUACAAAAUGUGCCUCAUGAGUGGAAUCAUAGCUUUAGGCAAUCUUUUAGGGCAGUUAGCGAGCAGUUAUUUAUAUGAUGCUUCUAAUGCCAGCGUUGUUUUUGCCGUGGCUGCUGGAGCGCAGAUAAUUGCGGUGGUAUUCAUAGUCUUUGUUAUAAAAGAAAGCGUCAAAAAAGAGCGAUUAUCUUCAGAGUCUAAAUGCAGAGGAUUUUUCGACUGGCAGCUACUGAUUGAUGUGAUGAAAACGACCUUCAAAAAGCGACCUAAUUUUGAAAGGUUGACUAUUUGGUGUCUGCUGCUACCAGUGACAGCGGUUACCUUUGAUACGGCCGGAAUAGGGAACGUUUUCUUUCUAUUUGUCCGCGGAAAGUUUGGGUGGAACGUUCAAACCUUUACUACAUUUACCGCAAUUCGAAUUUUUAUAGAUUUCGUUGGUGCAGUUGCUGGAAUUGCUGUGCUUCAAUUGUAUUUAGGAGUGAAACAGUCAACAAUGGCUCUUCUGUCAUAUGGCAGUUUUGUGAUCCUUGCAUCAUUUUACGCCGCAGCUUCUGCACCCUGGUAUCUGUACGUAGGGGCCAGUAUAACAUUCAUGGUCGGCAUUGCUACUCCUAUGAGUCAAUCGUUGCUUUCAAAUACUGUUCCACCCAGCGAUACAGGAAAGGUGUUCGCUUUAAUGACUUCUUUGGGGGCGAUUGCACCUCUGAUAGCUUCUCCUCUCUAUACAUCUGUAUAUAAUUCUACACUGGAGACUUAUCCAGGAGCAUACAAUUUAAUCAGUGUUGCUCUUUAUAUACUCUGUUUCUUAGCAACAGGAUGUGUACAUAUCGUCCAUCUCCGGUAUCCUCAUGUAAACAAAGUACAAGAUUAGUUGAUAUGUACCUAGCGUUAUCAUUGAAUAUUUAUAAAAAGUUUCCAAGGACCACCAAAAAAUAUUGUUUAUAAUAAACAUGCUCGUAUUUGA
Messenger RNA from Hermetia illucens (black soldier fly), 3152 nucleotides. RefSeq lists its product as uncharacterized. Gene Ontology annotation, cellular component: membrane. The transcript has 20 exons. NCBI's taxonomy places the organism in Eukaryota, Metazoa, Arthropoda, Insecta, Diptera, Stratiomyidae. Bases 102 to 3059 code for a protein of 985 amino acids. Gene Ontology annotation, molecular function: transmembrane transporter activity. The record is from RefSeq and is a predicted model, not a curated record. Gene Ontology annotation, biological process: transmembrane transport.